Molecule: messenger RNA, 834 nt
Organism: Trichophyton benhamiae CBS 112371
Lineage: Eukaryota; Fungi; Ascomycota; Eurotiomycetes; Onygenales; Arthrodermataceae
Exons: 3
Coding region: 1-834 (277 amino acids)
Source: RefSeq, a predicted model, not a curated record
AUGUGUAUCAGUACCAUCGACACCAAGCGAUUGGAACAUCACAUUUUGGCUUUCCCCAUGGGGCAGAAGAGCAGAGCCAGGACGAGAGAAGGGCGAGAGAAGGAAGAAGAAGAAACGAAACGAAUCCCUCCCCCUUUCAUCCGGCGUGUUUUCUUCGUUUCUUUUUCCUUCAAACGGGCCUUGUAUUACGAUGGCCUGUCUGCCCUGUAUGACGAUGAUUAUGACUCAAGGACGAAGGACGAAGAAGGAGAAAAAAGAGGAAAAAAAAAGCAGAGGCCGGGGUCAAGGGUUCGGCUGUUUUUCUUUUUCUUUUUUUUCCUCUCCCUUUCCCACCCUCCCCUUGUCCUGUCUAAACUUGUGCAUGCAUGGGAUGGGAAUCCUGUACGUACGGACGGAAUGCUGUAUGUAUGUAUGUAUAAUAAUGAUAAUGAUAAUGAUAUGAGACGACGGUCCCCUUUGAGCCGCAGCGACCGAACGGCAGAGAAGCGAGAGACGACUACGGGGGGGUCAACGGAGAGACGGAAAAGAAGACAAAAAGAAGAGACGAAGAAGAGACGAAGAAAGCACGAAGAACGAAGGGGGACGGGAGACAAGGGCGUGUUUGUGCGUGCUACCCUAACCCAUGUCAUCUUCCGUCUUUUGGGUUCUUUAACGGCGAUUGUCCGUACAUAUACAUACAGACAUACAUACAUACAGGCUUCCUUACUUACAUACAUAACAAACGUGCAUACAGCCGAGAUACUUACUUAUAUCGACAUCGACAUCAACAUCAAGAACCCAAACCCUCAUUCAUUCAUGCACGGCAUGCCACUUCGGCUCGGUCCUGUGCCUUGA